Scophthalmus maximus (turbot) is the source of this 2253-nucleotide messenger RNA. Its product is annotated as ERBB receptor feedback inhibitor 1. The record is from RefSeq and is a predicted model, not a curated record. Gene Ontology annotation, biological process: negative regulation of epidermal growth factor receptor signaling pathway; regulation of keratinocyte differentiation. The transcript is spliced from 3 exons. NCBI's taxonomy places the organism in Eukaryota, Metazoa, Chordata, Actinopteri, Pleuronectiformes, Scophthalmidae. The coding region runs from base 797 to 1765 and encodes 322 amino acids. Gene Ontology annotation, cellular component: extrinsic component of cytoplasmic side of plasma membrane.
CUGCCACUCUGCCAAAGCAUGGCCAGGAGACAGAAGAACUGCUGGGGACAGCAUGACCUCAACAGAGUGUGCUUUGGCCUAAGUGCCGACAUGGAACACAACCUGACGCAGUUUCAGCAGCAAAUGGCCAAAGAGUUUAACUACUGGAGUGUCAACCCUGUUGGACCAAUGGAGCAGCAUGUAGCCGGGGUUUAGGCGAGUGUGUCGUCAGUGUAGUGGAGACGAGAGCGGAGCGACCAGCAGCUAUCGCUCCCUGCUCACCAGCUGCUCCUGCAGUCUGGGGCACGUCGGAUGUUUCCACAGAGAAGGUUAUGGGAAGCGCCGCUACGAUUGUGGCCCGUCCUGCAGAUACUGACGAUUCCUGUGUUAAUCAGGGUGUUGUGGCUGAUGUUUGACGAAAAGGGUGAUAGGUUAAGCGGCUGUUUUUCGACAUAUUAUUACUCCUGUUUCCUGUAAGAUACCUCCAUAAAAACAAGGAGGUUUUUUCUCUCUCUCUUCUAAAUAGACUGCGCCGCCUCUCCCCCUGCUGUUUUCCCUCCUACACCAUCACUAAUCUCCAGUUGAGAGUUGCUUUUCUCAUUGCAAGUUGUUUUCCAUGUUUUUUCCUCUGAGAUUCGUUUCCUCUCUUAAGGAAACAACAUUGAAAGCGAAACCUUGUUAAGAAAAUCUGUGCUUUCUUGGUGUACAGUGCAAUUUAGGAUGUUGAGGACAUUGGUUUAAUAUACGAUUAUUUUUCCUUUUCACAGCCAAUAUUUCCCUCCCCCAGUCUCCUCUCUGCUCUGAUACUUAUCGAUUGAUGUCUGAUGACACACAGCGGCCCCAUGAGGGAGACCAGGUGGUCCCUUCUUCCCAGAGACGGACAGUGUUUGGGGGCCUCCAGAGAGGGCCCAAACCCCUGCCACCUCCUCCUGACCCUGAGGAGCUCAUGUCGGAUGAGGCAGCCGAUAACGAGGUGGAGUUUUUUACCAGUGACCGGCGGCGCCUUUUGCCCAGGAGCUGCCCCAGGGCCAUGUCCAGGGGCAAUGACAGAGACUUUGGCCAAGUAAAUCCUGCCUACCAGGAGAGGCUGCUGGAGCCAAUGCCAGCAGGAGGUGAUGGGGUGGGCUCCAUGGCUUUCUCCUGGCCAGGGAGGGAGGACAGACCAACAGGUAGAGGAAGUGGGUUCGGGGCCAACAACUGGGCACCUGCUCUCCACAGGGAAGACCACCAGCAUGUGGCGUCAGCAGCUGGGGAUCCUCUGUGUAGCAAACAGCCGGACCACCACCGCCAGUCAUCCAGAUUUCGUUUCUCCUUCCCUGCUUUCCAGCCGCACAGCAGCAGCCCCACAAUUGACAAGCCACAGAUCCCUCCUCGCGUCCCGAUGCCACGAAAACCUCCUGCUCUCCCAAAGACUGUGAGCGACAACGAGGAAGACAAGCCUCCCAAAGUUCCCCCAAGGAUCCCUUUAGUCCCGCCCUGCCCGCCACGUACCCCGAGCCCCAAAAGCCUUCCAAUUUAUAUCAACGGCGUGAUGCCUGCCACACAGAGUUUUGCUGCAAACCCAAAAUAUGUGAGCAAGGCCUUACAGAGACAGCACAGUGAAAGGUCGCCACCUGCAGCUCAGUUUCCUCCCUGCAUUGUUCCCAUCUUGAGGGACGGCAGACAGGCCAGUGCCACGCACUACAUCCUCCUGCCACCGGGACGACCAGCACGCACAGACCGACGGGAGAGAGUCCUCAGUGAGCCGGCGAGGACGGCAAGCGCAGGAGUCUGGCAGAACAGAUAGAGAACUCUCACACUGUGAACCACACUGAGGUUUAUAACUGAACAUUUUACCAAGUCAGUAUUUUCGCAGCACAUCAAUGUUCCACCCAGAAAACAUCAUAACACCCCCUGUGCCUUGGUUACUAGGAUGCUGCAGUGAAAACAGGGAUAAAAAUGUCUUACCAGUCGUAUAUUUCAAGUCGUUCAGUCGCACGCUCACCUCACUAAAAGAAACUUGAAAUAAUAAAUACAUUUCUGAUAAGUGAGUAAGUAAUUACUGUGUGUACAAGCUGGGCUUGUGCAUGUAUUUUUUAUGACUAUGCUGCUUUCAAUCUUUAGUGUAAUGUAUUAAUAGAUUUAAUGUUUUGCAGAAUCAUUCUCACAAAUUCAAAUCGUUACUUCUAGUCAAUUUGACUGGACAAGAUUGUGGCUCAAUAUUGGAACGACACAAGUGAUAAUUUACGUUUCACGUAUUAUUAUAUUAUUAUAAUUAAAUUUCAGUGGAUUCCA